AUGAUAUAUCCAACUACAGAAUCAACUUACUGGAUCGAUUCUGGUAUCAAUGGUUACGAUAUUGACGAGCAUAAUUUACAGCUUUCCGAAGAAUACUUGAAACAUGAACGUGACGAAGAAGCCUUAACCUAUCGCAAGCAUUACAAAGGAAAGGAACAUCAUAACUAUUAUACAGACGACAAAAAUUUAGGAUUCGUAUUACUAUCUCUAAAGAUGGACACUAUUGAAGACUGUGAAUGUAUUCGCGCGCUAUUACGAUCGAAAAAUUUAUUUAUUCAUCAAUUACUGCCGUGUAAUAUGUUUGUAUCUUAUCCUUCCCCUUCUGAAGUAGCUAAGAUGAUAUGCGAGGAAAUUUCGAAUACUGAUUUUGACGUUAUCAUCUCGCCAUGGUCGUCUGAUCUAAUAACAAAGUAUGAGGAGCACAAUUUGAUUCAUAAUUAUAAAUUUGGAAUCUUUACGCAACGUUUUGGCCAGACUAAAGAAGAAGAAUAUUUUGGCAACGAACAACAGUCUCCGGCCUUAACAGAAUUUUUGAACCUUAUCGCAGAUCGUGUUACUCUAGAAGGGUUCAAGGGCUUUGCUGGCGGCCUUGAUGUAAACCACAAUAACACUGGAAUGGAGUCCUACUAUACGCGUUUUAAAGAUAAAGAAAUCAUGUUUCAUGUUUCGACUUUACUCCCUUAUGAAAAGCAAGAUAGGCAAAAGCUGCAGCGAAAAAGGCAUAUCGGAAAUGAUAUAGUAUCUAUUGUUUUCCAGGAAGAAAAUACACCAUUUUCACCAAAUUCCAUCGCCUCUCAUUUUUUGCAUGUCUAUGUUGUUGUUCAACCUGUUAUAGUUGAUAAGAAAGUAACAAAAUAUAAGGUAUCGGUAGCAGGACGUAAAGAUGUUCCAGCAUUUAAACCACACUUACCAUGUCCAGCAGUUUUUGAAAAGGGGCCAAAAUUUCGUGAAUUUCUUUUAACAAAAUUAAUCGCAGCCGAGCAUGCAGCUUAUAAAGCUGAAGUAUUUACAAAACUGGAGAUAAGAACACGAGAACAUUUGUUGAAAGCUUUGGUUGAAGAUUUAAAGUUUGAGAAUGGUUUUACCCAUUUAGGAAUAACGGUAAAGCAUAUAUAUCAUCAUAAAUGCAUUUACGGUAUCUUAUUGCACUUCUAA
Messenger RNA from Trichoplax adhaerens, 1155 nucleotides. RefSeq lists its product as uncharacterized. The record is from RefSeq and is a predicted model, not a curated record. NCBI's taxonomy places the organism in Eukaryota, Metazoa, Placozoa, Uniplacotomia, Trichoplacea, Trichoplacidae. Gene Ontology annotation, biological process: activation of GTPase activity; regulation of small GTPase mediated signal transduction. Gene Ontology annotation, cellular component: cytoplasm. Gene Ontology annotation, molecular function: GTPase activator activity. The coding region runs from base 1 to 1155 and encodes 384 amino acids. The transcript is spliced from 12 exons.